This is a messenger RNA of Centruroides sculpturatus (bark scorpion), 3170 nucleotides long. Its product is annotated as POU domain, class 3, transcription factor 4-like. Gene Ontology annotation, molecular function: DNA-binding transcription factor activity, RNA polymerase II-specific; RNA polymerase II cis-regulatory region sequence-specific DNA binding. Gene Ontology annotation, cellular component: nucleus. Gene Ontology annotation, biological process: brain development; regulation of transcription by RNA polymerase II. The transcript has a single exon. Lineage: Eukaryota; Metazoa; Arthropoda; Arachnida; Scorpiones; Buthidae. The record is from RefSeq and is a predicted model, not a curated record. Bases 584 to 1852 code for a protein of 422 amino acids.
AAUUGGCAUCUAAGGUUCGUUCUUAUCCAAGUCAUCAAAAUGGCAAAAUUUAUUUUCACAGUUCGAAAAAACUAAAAAUUUCGAAAACGUGACUAAAUCUCUAGAUAUUUUAAUUCAGUUAGCAGAAACCGUCAGCUGAUAUUUGUAAACACAUCCGCCAUGUCGAGACAGCCAAAACUUUAAGAGCUGGAGUGAAUGUAGUGCUGGGCUAGACCCCAAGCACGUUGUCUACAUCAAUCUCUGCAGUCUUGUCUCCCGCCUCCCUUCUCCAACUCCGCCUGCACGUGUGGCGGCGGCGCUAGUGUACCGCAGCGGGUCAGCCUCACCACGCGUUCUCUGAUUCCAUUCCCACAUUACUCUCUGCCAAUGGAGAAGUCGCAUGGAACCACUUUCCUUCUGAUAGGUUGGAGUCUACUGUCUGUUAUCGUGCGAUCAACCAAUAGGAAACUUAGACACAGCCCGAUCCAUCAUAGCAGCGAUGGCCGUGGUCUAAAGCGAGGCUGGAUCGGCAGCAAUGCAGAGCGCAUAGGAGCGCCAGUCGUUUUGCAAGUCAGAUCGAAGCGGCGCCCAUGUCUGCCGCAGCAUGGCUACCAGCACGUCCAAUCCGUAUAUCGCCACAACUAGCGUGUCCUCACUGACGAGCGCACACGCUGCAGACAUGCAGGUCGCCACCUCGCAGGCCGGCUACGGUCGCGAGCCACUAGAGAUGAAGUAUGUACCGCCGCAACACCAGGGACCGAACGGCCAUGCACUCGGUCCUCAUCCGCAAUGGGUGAGCAUACCUUCGCACACAGAUCCCGGGUCCUGGUCAUCUGGAAUGCCACCGCCAAGUCUCCAUUCGCAAGAUAUCAAACCACCGCCUCAUACGGGUGCCGAACUCCAUCCCGGUGCCCUUCAUCACCGUCCGCCUCAACACAUGGCGGCCUCCCACCCCUGGCACCACUCCUCUCUAGCCUCUUCACAUAUGGGUGGUAUGCCACCCCCAGCCAACGGGUCGUCGCCUCUACAGCACCCUGCCUAUGGCAUGAAUGGGAUGUUAGCCCAUGGAGGGGGACCUCAAAUCCAUCCUGCCAUGAGAGAAGUUCCACCACACGAGCAGGCCCAGCAGCAACAUCACCAUCAUCACCAUCAGCACCACCCCCAUCAUCAUCAGCACGAUUCAGUGCAUCCGAGAGGUCUGGACCCAAGGCACCCCGAAAGUGGUGAAGAAGAAGCACCCAGUUCUGACGAUUUGGAACAAUUUGCCAAACAAUUCAAACAGAGACGGAUAAAGCUUGGGUUCACUCAAGCCGAUGUAGGACUGGCUCUCGGAACCCUAUAUGGUAAUGUGUUUAGCCAAACUACAAUCUGCAGGUUCGAAGCGCUUCAACUCAGCUUCAAAAAUAUGUGCAAAUUGAAACCGUUACUAGCAAAGUGGUUAGAAGAAGCAGAUAGCACAACAGGAUCGCCAACAAGCAUUGACAAGAUCGCAGCCCAGGGCAGGAAGAGGAAGAAAAGGACAAGCAUCGAGGUGUCUGUGAAAGGGGCCCUAGAAAGUCACUUUCACAAACAGCCGAAGCCAUCAGCUCAGGAGAUCGCAAAUCUAGCGGACAGUCUCCAACUUGAAAAGGAAGUUGUGCGGGUUUGGUUUUGCAACCGACGACAAAAGGAAAAACGCAUGACCCCACCGGCCAGCCAGCUACAAGGAAACGGACCGACUCCGGGAAACGGCGGGGAGAUGAUGUUGGGUCAUGGCGGCAGUCCUGGUCACCUGCAUGCUCAUUCGCACAGUCCUCCAAUGUUGCAGUCUCCGCCGCCUCAUACCUCUAGCCUGCCCAUCCACAGUGUCGGCCAGUCACUUACAGCUCACUGACCAUCACUGGACACUUGGACUUUGUGAUUGAAUGCGUGAAUGUGAGUGUGUGACUUUCGGACGCUCACAGACUGCCCUCCCAGGAACUGCCCCGUGCUGGGACGAAGUGUUUUGUGUGUGCACAAUCCCCACCUCAAGCCACAAGGUGUACGUUGUACAUAGUUUCCAAUUGAUACAGGUGAGAUGUUUAUUUGUGCCAAUUAUUAUUUCACCUACUUCUAUCGUGUCGCUAGUUGGAGAGCAUUCAGACUGCGGACAGUUUUUUCGCCCCAGGCUUUAGGCCUAGCACCAAGAAGCAAGUAAACAUGCGGCCGAGGUAGCUAGUCUCAGGCCGGGAGGAAGGUAGGCUUAUUUCUACCGCUUAGACGUCGGCAUGGGGCGUUCAAAUAAUCGGGAGGUAAACAAUUAGGCUUAGUUUGGUCUAAGCUGGAGCUACGGUCACAGUUCAACUAUCAGGGUUCAAUGUUAGACAUGCCACAAACUAGUGUUAACUAUCACUUUGAGGGCCGGGAUAAUGUAGCUGGAAUAGUUGUAGAGAUGUAAGCAGCGUGUGUGGGUUACGAGGGACGGUUAGGCCUCAUGUACGAGCGGUUAGGCCUAACGACGAUAAUACGGUAUUUUUUAUUAAUGUCACACAUACCGAUAAAAUACCGGCGGAGCCAGUCUCCGGGGUGCCAAGCAAUCCCUCGCUGUAGUCCCAAUCCCGACCCCCUCUAAGGAACACCCCAAUUUCACUUUGUAUAUAGAUCUCUCUUGUUCUUGUCGGCACUGUGUAUAACGUACUUUAGGACUCUCCUUAGAGGGGGUGUGAUUUCUUCUUCCCCCGUCAGUAGCCCAUCAGUUUAAUUUCCCCUCCAUUGCCCAUCUUGCAGUAGUUGUGUCGUUGCGUCAUUUGUACCACGUCUACGUCAUUUAAGAACCAACCACAAAAAAAAAAAUUCGUAGAAACUACACAGUUAGGCUUAACUAUCACUACUGUCAGACUGACCGACAGGUUUAGAUCUGGUACCUUUGUGUGCUUAGAGUAAACAGAAAAUUCACACACGCAGAAAAGAAACGUCGUUAACGUAAAUAUGAAUCAAAUAGCCAAUCAGUGGUUGAACUAUCAAACUAAAAAGUUCAAGCCAGUUAAGUAAACAUCAAAGAUUUACGUAUUGUACAGGUAUCUCGAGAACAAGGUGAAGACAGCAACCAAAACUCUGUAAAAAAAUUUAAAAAAAAAUGAUAUUCUAAUGACUGUAGUUCUGUGCUAACGUUGUAUCAUAUUGCUAUAGUGACAUUAACACGAAAAUAAACAGCAAAUUCUUUGCGACUAUUA